Messenger RNA from Paramecium pentaurelia, 502 nucleotides. The record is from the annotation of a GenBank genome assembly. NCBI's taxonomy places the organism in Eukaryota, Ciliophora, Oligohymenophorea, Peniculida, Parameciidae.
CAAUGUCUUGGGAUGCUUAUGUGACAAAUUUGACAGCUAAUGGAGCACUUGAAUAUGCUGCCAUUAUUGGAUUAGAUGGAAACAUUUGGGCAAGCAAUUUAGGUGUUGCUGCCCUUCCUUCAUAUCAAGCUGAUGUACCAGAUGAGAAGAAUCCAGAUGUUUCAACCAAGGUUGCUUAUGAUGAAAAGACUGCUUUUGUUCAUGCUCUUACUCACAAUGGAGAAUCAGGAAAUAAAGCUGGAGUUAGAAUCAACAAUCAAAAAUAUUAUUCAGUAUAAUUUGAUGCUGAAUCUAAGACAUGGUAUUUGAAGAAGGUAUUUUUAAAUAUAAUAAUAAAUAGAACAAAGGAGGAGCAUGUGUUGCUUGGGCUAAUACAGUCGCUGUCUUUGCUUCAUUCUCCCAAACCAUUAAUGCAGAAAAUGGAGCACCUUAGAAUGCUAGUGAUUGCAAUAAACGUGUCAUUGACAUGGCAAAGUAUCUUGCUGAUGCUGGAUAUUGAGUU